Messenger RNA from Drosophila mojavensis, 798 nucleotides. RefSeq lists its product as uncharacterized. The record is from RefSeq and is a predicted model, not a curated record. The coding region runs from base 137 to 793 and encodes 218 amino acids. The transcript has 2 exons. NCBI's taxonomy places the organism in Eukaryota, Metazoa, Arthropoda, Insecta, Diptera, Drosophilidae.
GAAAAUGGGUUCAGGGUAUAAAAACAUAGUAAACAAAAUUUAACUGUAUUAAAAAUAUAUCAGAUACUCGAAAAUCAAUUGCGCUAACUGCAGAAAGUACUUGGACAUUGAAGUAGAGCAGUGAUAACUUCUUCGAAUGGAGAUCAAAAUAUUUAUACUGCUAUUCCCUGUGCUGAUUUGGUUGGAUAGCGUUUCAUUGAGGGACUCUCCUUUUAAUCAAUUUAUAUUGGAUUGCCAAAGUAACCCCAAGGGCAUGCCGCUCGAAUUGAAGCUUCUUAAGGGCGUAUGGCAUGAGGUGGCCCGUUUCCCAAAGUCCUAUGCCGUACGCUGCUUGUCGGUGGAGUGUCCGGAGAGUGCGAGCCCAGAUCUGAAUAUCAAGUUAUCUUACGUAAGCCACAUUGGUCAAAAGGCUAAAAGAGUCGAGGACACGGUUACAUUUCCCAUGGACAAUCUCACCAAGAACAGCAUAUUUCAGACGGAAUAUGAGAUGCGCGAUAUGAAAACAUUUUUGCGUUAUGUGAUAGUCUAUACUGAUUACGUAAAUGUCUCCUUGGUUUGUGGCUCUUCGCCAAUCACACCCUUCGCAAUGAUAAAAAUAUUUUCGCGUAACGAAACAUUGGACUCCAACAUGAAGGAUUUCGUAAAUCAGCAACUGAAGAAAACUCCACUGAAACGGGGUUUCAUGUGGUUGGAUAAUUCCAACUGUGAUAGAGCAAACUGCGCGUUUGUCAGCUCAAGAAUUAUUCAAACACUUACUAUUGCAUUUUCACUCUUAAAUAUAUACAUAAUUUGAUAAUA